Molecule: messenger RNA, 353 nt
Organism: Symbiodinium pilosum
Lineage: Eukaryota; Dinophyceae; Suessiales; Symbiodiniaceae
Source: the annotation of a GenBank genome assembly
AUGUUACUGCAUGGCAAGGAGCUGUUUUGGGUUCCUGGUAUACUUCUGCAAGCGGAGGAUAGAGCCCAUCGCCUGGGCCAGGCGAACAUGGUGGAUGUUCACUACUUGGUGGCGCCUGGAACGGUCGACGAGCGGAUGUUUGCCGCCGUCGAGCGCCGCGCGCGCGACGCAGAUGCGGCGGUGGAUGGCGCUGCAGCGAAGCCAUCUAGAGGAGAAGGCAUCCUCGGCGCAACAGUGGUGGAGAAGGAUGUCGCCGUUGAGGAGGUGGCCAAAGGAGCCAAACGCAAGCAGCCAGCCGCCGACGAUGACGAUCUCGAGCUGGUUGGCGCAAAGCGCACCACUCGACCCUUCAU